This is a messenger RNA of Chrysemys picta bellii (western painted turtle), 610 nucleotides long. The record is from RefSeq and is a predicted model, not a curated record. Lineage: Eukaryota; Metazoa; Chordata; Testudines; Emydidae.
UCCAUUGGUUGUUUAGAUACUAACGCCACUUCAGCCUAUCAAAGAGCGUUUACCUCUUCAAAUAGAACGGAUAUAAGGGUAGGGAGGGCUCCAGUGAGAUCAUUCUUUUUCUAUUUGACUUUUGUUACUGUGAGUGCUGUUUGAAGCGAUCAUCAAUCAUGUCAGGCCGAGGAAAGCAGGGCGGUAAGGUGCGGGCUAAGGCAAAGUCUCGUUCCUCGCGGGCUGGGCUGCAGUUCCCGGUGGGCCGUGUGCACCGCCUGCUCCGCAAAGGCAAUUACGCUGAGCGGGUGGGGGCUGGAGCCCCGGUCUAUAUGGCUGCGGUGCUGGAGUAUUUGACCGCUGAAAUUCUGGAGCUGGCCGGCAACGCGGCGCGGGAUAAUAAGAAAACGAGGAUCAUCCCCCGUCACCUGCAGCUCGCCAUCCGUAACGACGAGGAGCUCAACAAGCUGUUGGGGAAAGUCACCAUCGCUCAAGGUGGUGUCCUACCCAACAUUCAGGCCGUGCUGUUGCCUAAGAAAACUGAGAGCCACAAGGCCAAGAGCAAGUAAAACCCGAACAAGAAUCUUUACUAAAAAAACAACAACCCAAAGGCUCUUUUCAGAGCCACCCA